Heterocephalus glaber (naked mole-rat) is the source of this 2349-nucleotide messenger RNA. RefSeq names its product pannexin 3 (gene Panx3). Lineage: Eukaryota; Metazoa; Chordata; Mammalia; Rodentia; Bathyergidae. The record is from RefSeq and is a predicted model, not a curated record. Gene Ontology annotation, cellular component: plasma membrane. Gene Ontology annotation, biological process: monoatomic cation transport; cell-cell signaling; positive regulation of interleukin-1 production. Gene Ontology annotation, molecular function: wide pore channel activity.
UCUCCUCACUCCACCGGCCCAGGACACUUCCUGCCACCUCUGUAGCCCCAAGCUCAGCAGCAUCAUGUCUCUCGCACACACAGCUGCAGAGUACAUGCUCUCAGAUGCCUUGCUGCCCGACCGCAGGGGCUCCCACCUCAAAGGCCUGCGCCUGGAGCUGCCCCUGGACCAGAUGGUCAAGUUUGUGGCUGUAGGCUUUCCCUUGUUGCUGAUGUCGCUGGCAUUCGCUCAGGAGUUCUCCUCCGGGUCUCCAAUGAGCUGCUUCUCUCCCAGUAACUUCAGUGUGAGGCAAGCUGCCUAUGUGGACAGUUCCUGUUGGGACUCGCUGGUUCACCAUGAACAGGAUGAGGCUGGCCAGUACAAGACAAAAUCUCUCUGGCCCCACAAGGCCCUCCCCUACUCCCUGAUGGGCCUGGCUGUGGCCAUGUACCUGCCAGUGCUGCUGUGGCAGUAUGCAGCUGUGCCAGCACUCAGCUCAGACCUGCUGUUCAUCAUCAGUGAACUGGACAAAUCCUAUAAUCGCUCCAUCCGCCUGGUGCAGCACAUGUUGAAGAUCCGGCAGAAGAGCUCUGACCCACAUGUCUUCUGGGAUGAGCUGGAGAAGGCCCGGAAAGAACGAUACUUUGAAUUUCCCUUGCUAGAGCGGUAUUUGGCAUGUAAGCAGCGCUCACAUUCACUAGUGGCCACCUACCUCCUAAAGAACUCCCUCUUGCUCCUCUUCACGUCAGCCACUUACCUGUACCUUGGUCACUUCCAUCUGGGUAUCUUCUUCCAAGAAGAAUUUAACUGCUCCAUCAAGACAGGGAUGCUGCGUGAUGAGACACAUGUCCCCCAUCUGAUCACAUGCAGGAUGACCUCCCUGUCUGUUUUCCAGAUUGUUAGCCUCUCCAGUGCAGCAAUAUACACCCUAUUGGUUCCAGUGAUAAUAUACAACCUCACACGGUUAUGUCGGUGGGACAAACGACUCCUGUCCAUCUAUGAGAUGCUCCCAGCUUUUGAUCUUCUCAGCAGAAAGAUGCUGGGAUGCCCAAUCAAUGACCUCAAUGUGAUCCUUCUUUUCCUCCGAGCCAACAUCUCUGAGCUCAUCUCUUUUAGUUGGCUGAGUGUCUUAUGUGUGCUGAAGGAUACAACCACCCAGAAGCACAACAUUGACACAGUGGUUGACUUCAUGACUUUAUUGGCUGGCUUAGAGCCCUCAAAACCUAAACAUCUCACCCAAAGGGAACAUGAUGAACACCCAUAGUUAAGAAAGAAACUAUGGAGUAAGAAAUUCUGUGGAAAGUAAAACUCUCUCACCAUCUUCACAAGCCACACAUUGUAAUACAUAAAAAUACCUACUUCAGAAUUGCUAAGCUUGGGUUUACAUGAGUAUCUUGUAUUUGUAGAAAUGCGGACAUAAAUAUGAAAUCCGGAAUAGAAGUCAAAGAACUAAACUAUUAGGUCUGGAACAUUCUAUGAGGAUAGGAAAAAUAAAUAAAAGUAAAAUCUAGGAAUUCUGAAAGAAAAGAGGAUUCUACAGGCUAUUUAUGGAGGCAGAGUGUAUACUUGGCUUAUGUCAAAGAGCAAGUGAACAACAUGGUAAGAGAUUAAUAAAAAUGUCAAACACCUGGAGAUCCUUUGGUGUGGAUUGAAAUCCUAAGAAUUUGCCCAGUUUUGCUUUGUGGAAGUCAUCAGCCUUGCCAGGGCCUGUGGGACCUGCCAAAUGAGUCAGGAAAUACUGAUAGCUUAAACCAGUAAUCUGCUCUUGGGGUUUAAAAACAGAGGUAAGUGCCACGCAUAGCCAUAAGUCGAGCCUUGAGGUGUCCAGGGAUACUUUUCAUCAUGUAAGCCAAAGACUCAUUUCACUAAGACCUGGGAUUAUGGGCCAUGGGCUCCUUCAUAACUUUUAAUGAGCCCAAGUAUGUUUUAAUACCUCAGGGGACUCUAUACCUUCACUUAUAGCCAAUCACUGAAUAGCAAACACUUAGAACUAAAACAAAGUAAUACAUAAAAAAGUGCUCAGUGCUAGUGAGCCCCUUUGGUCUCUUCCCUAAUUUAUCACCUCAUCCUUGUAGCUAACUCCUAACCCUGUACCUGGAGCACUGAUUUAAUUCCAAAAGACUGGUCAGCCUAUAAUACCAUGCUGUCUUACUUUUUAUAUUUCUUUUGAAAGAUCCCCAUUGUGCAUUUCUCAGAAGAAUUUUUUGCAUAGGCCAUUUAGACCCCUCUACAUAUGUUAGUGGAAAAGCUAUGUUGCUUCUGCCAAAUUCAGAUGUUUGCCUAAAACAAGCAAUGAGCUGAUAUAUGGAUGUUCAUCAAUGACUUCUAUUGUCAAAAAAAGUCCAACUCAUCAGUUGGCACACAAGCCUU